Molecule: messenger RNA, 2192 nt
Organism: Galendromus occidentalis (western predatory mite)
Lineage: Eukaryota; Metazoa; Arthropoda; Arachnida; Mesostigmata; Phytoseiidae
Product: acetylcholine receptor subunit alpha-like
Exons: 8
Coding region: 351-2192 (613 amino acids)
Biological process (GO): monoatomic ion transmembrane transport
Cellular component (GO): postsynaptic membrane
Molecular function (GO): transmembrane signaling receptor activity; acetylcholine-gated monoatomic cation-selective channel activity
Source: RefSeq, a predicted model, not a curated record
CGGUGUAGAGAGUUCGAGUGUUGGAUAGUGCACCGCGCCGGAGAGGUCAUCCAUGACUCUGUUAGCAGACCCCAUCGUCGACGUCGCCGCCUCCUUCUCCCCGAGGGUCGAAACCGUAGAAGGAGAAGUUCCGAUUCAGACCAGGUCUUCAUGGAUAAGUGAACGAGACGAAAAUCUAGGGAGCCAGGGCGUCUGAAGGUUUUUCGGUUUUCCAAGUUCUCGAGAAGGGCCGUCGCACUCCGUUGCCACAGAUUUUCCGUGGAAAGUCGUGACAAGGAGAGACUCCGACGUUCGAUAUGUAGCGUUUCCUGAGAGCAACAACUCUGUUAUCUAAUCGAGCCAGCAGCAUCAUGUGGCUGAAAGGGAGUACAGAACCUCGUCGCAACGAGCGAGCUCCAGCUACUCCCUGUUCGAGUACCAGUAAAUAUGGUUUCCGCUCUCUGUUGAGAGCCGCAGUACUGUUCCUUCAAGUUUGCACGUUCUCUUCUGUUCUUCGGACCACAGUAGCGAAUCCUGAUGCAAAGAGAUUAUAUGAUGACCUGAUGAGCUCCUACAACCGACUCAUUAGGCCCGUUGGCAAUAACAGUGACAGGCUCACUGUCAAAAUGGGACUCAAACUCUCCCAGCUUAUUGACGUGAACCUCCGGUCGCAGAUAAUGACAACAAACGUUUGGGUUAAUCAGGAAUGGUCCGAUCACAAACUACGUUGGGAUCCCGCCGAGUACGGCGGAGUCACAGAGCUCUAUGUGCCAGCUGAGCAAAUUUGGUUGCCGGACAUCGUCUUGUACAACAACGCUGACGGCAAUUACGAAGUGACAAUCAUGACAAAAGCCAUUAUUAACAACGAAGGAACUGUUAUCUGGAAUCCUCCUGCCAUAUACAAAAGCAGUUGUCUUAUGGACGUUCAGUACUUUCCUUUCGAUCAACAACUCUGUAGCAUGAAAUUCGGAUCUUGGACCUACGACGGAUUCAUGGUGGAUUUAAAACACAUCCGCGACGUGGACAGUGUCGAUCUGGUGCCACUCGGCAUCGAUCUCUCGGAAUUCUACCCUUCCGUCGAAUGGGACAUUAUGGCAGUGCCGGCAAAACGAACCGAGAAGUUCUACGCCUGCUGCGAGGAACCGUACCCAGAUAUUACGUUCAACAUCACAUUACGUCGGAAGACUUUAUUCUACACGGUUAAUCUCAUAAUUCCGUGCGUCGGCAUUUCCUGCUUGUCAAUUCUGGUGUUCUACCUGCCCUCCGCCUCUGGAGAAAAGGUGUCAUUGUCCAUCAGCAUCAUGCUGUCACUCACUUUCUUCUUGCUCGUGUUGGUCGAAAUCAUACCUCCGACCUCGCUAGCGAUGCCGUUACUCGGAAAAUACCUCGUGUUUACCAUGAUAUUGGUCACGCUGAGUGUGCUAGUGGCGAUCGGAGUGCUCAACGUGCACUUCCGAUCGCCUUCGACUCACCACCUUCAUCCGUGGUGCAGAAAAGUGUUCAUAAGAGUUCUGCCCAGAAUUCUUUUGAUGAGAUCUCCUCAAUACACAAUCGAAACCGACGAUGCUACUCGAGAGCACAAAGAUAAAAUGGCUGAGACCCAACUCAGCCACGACGCCAAGGCCGAUCCGCGAGUGGCAAUCCACUAUCCCAGGUGCCCACGGUACAACGGCGCGCCCGGAAGCUGCAAUUACUGCUUGGAUAUGACUUUGCCUCCUCCGCAACCGCCCACUUCGCGGUUCGGACGACCUUGUCCAAACUGCUCCACCCAAGAUCCACAGAGCUCGAGAUCAUCUCAUCUUCUCGUGAACUACCCUGACGACGACACAAUCGAAGAAUCGUGUGACGUCGAUCAGGUUGUCGCCGGUGAUAUGUCUCAUUUGAGCGUACCGCCUCCGCCGCUCGUGGGCAGGGUUCACGGUGUACGUGACUUCGAAGAGACGAUCCGUCACGCAAUGUUCAUAGCGCAACACAUUGACAACAAUGAUGAUUUUGAAAGCAUUCGUGAGGAUUGGAAGUAUAUUGCCAUGGUACUCGAUAGAUUGUUUCUGUGGAUAUUCACCAUUGCAUGCGUCGUUGGAACUGCCGGAAUCUUCCUUCAGGCUCCGUCACUGUACGAUCAGACGGUUCCAAUCGACGUGAAACUCUCACGCGUCGCGAGACGCAUGUUGCACGGUAACCUCGCGGACGACAUUGAAGACGAAGAUAUGUAA